Messenger RNA from Brachypodium distachyon (stiff brome), 2135 nucleotides. RefSeq names its product probable xyloglucan 6-xylosyltransferase 1. Gene Ontology annotation, molecular function: UDP-xylosyltransferase activity; hexosyltransferase activity; xyloglucan 6-xylosyltransferase activity. Bases 517 to 1854 code for a protein of 445 amino acids. Lineage: Eukaryota; Viridiplantae; Streptophyta; Magnoliopsida; Poales; Poaceae. The transcript has a single exon. The record is from RefSeq and is a predicted model, not a curated record. Gene Ontology annotation, cellular component: endosome; membrane; trans-Golgi network. Gene Ontology annotation, biological process: xyloglucan biosynthetic process.
CGGCCCAACGAUUAGGAAACUAAUUAUUCGUAUUACCGGGCGGCGGAGCGAGGCGACAAGGGGGAAAAGGAGCAGAAGCAUCGCAUCUCGAAUCCGCGUCCUGCCAUCUCUAUUCUUCCCCUUCCUUCCUUCCGUUCCUCGCCUUCUUCCUCCUUCCCCAAGGCGAGCAUCAGCGGCAGAUUGAUUCGAUUUCGAUCCCGUCCCCAGAUUUUCUUCACCUCCCGAUCGCUCCAGACAGCCUCCGCAAUCCCCUCCCCGAGGAGCCCCCCCACAACGUGCGUGCUCGCACACUCGCACUCGGCUCCAUUAUUAAUUCCCCUUCCCCGUCCGUACUUCCAAAACCUCCCCGUCUUCCUCUCCUCCAUCUCGUUCCACUCCCGCACGGCCGCAUUGCUCGGCCGCGUCGCAGCGGCUUCAUCCCUGCAUUUUGUUUUGGGUUUGUUGGAUUUGGUUUGGUUUGGUUUGGUUGCGAGGAGGGUUUGUUCGAUCGGAGCGGGCGAGGGGAGGAAUCGAGAAAUGUGGGCGGUGGAGCGGGUGGUGGGGGAGCGGCGGAUGCGGGAGAUCCAGCGGUUCGCCCGGAACGCCAAGCUCACCGUGCUCUGCCUCCUCCUCACCGUCGUCGUGCUCCGCGGCACCCUCGGGGCCGGCCGCUUCGGCACGCCGCAGCAGGACCUCAUCGAGCUCCGCCACCGCUUCAUCUCCCACCCGCAGCGCGCGCUUGCCGAGCACCACGACGCCAGGUCCAGGGCCUCCAACUCCGCCGCGGGGAAGGUCGCCGACCGGGAUGACGAGCCGGACCCGCCGCCGAGGACUCUCAGGGACCCGCCCUACACCCUGGGCCCCAAGAUCUCCGACUGGGACGAGCAGCGGGCCGCCUGGCACCGCCGCCACCCGGAGUCCCCGCCCUUCCUCAACGACGUCAAGCCGCGGGUGAUGCUAGUCACGGGGUCCUCGCCCAAGCCCUGCGAGAACCCCGUCGGCGACCACUACCUGCUCAAGUCCAUCAAGAACAAGAUGGACUACUGCCGCAUCCACGGCCUCGAAAUCUUCUACAACAUGGCGCUGCUCGACGCCGAGAUGGCUGGGUUCUGGGCCAAGCUCCCGCUCCUCCGGGCGCUGCUCCUCGCGCACCCGGAGGUCGAAUUCCUCUGGUGGAUGGACUCCGACGCCAUGUUCACCGACAUGGCAUUCGAGCUGCCAUGGGAGCGGUACGGCCCCUACAACUUCGUCAUGCACGGCUGGGAUGAGAUGGUCUACGACGACAAGAACUGGAUUGGUCUUAACACGGGUAGCUUCUUGGUGCGCAACUGCCAAUGGUCGCUUGAUUUCCUUGAUACCUGGGCGCCGAUGGGGCCGAAGGGUCCUGUCCGUAUUGAGGCUGGGAGAGUGCUCACCAAGCACUUGAAGGACCGGCCAGUCUUUGAAGCCGACGAUCAGUCGGCCAUGGUGUAUAUCCUUGCUACCCAGCGCGAGAAAUGGGGUAAUAAGGUGUAUCUUGAAAAUGGAUACUAUCUCCAUGGCUAUUGGGGGAUCUUGGUGGACAGGUAUGAAGAGAUGCUUGAGAAUUACAAGCCAGGGCUUGGUGAUCAUCGGUGGCCACUGGUCACUCACUUUGUCGGGUGCAAACCGUGUUCGAAAUUCGGGGAUUACCCCGUUGAGAGAUGCCUCAAGCAGAUGGACCGUGCUUUCAAUUUUGGAGAUAACCAGGUCUUGCAAAUGUAUGGGUUUGAGCACAAGUCUCUUGCGAGCAGGAGGGUCAAGAGAAUCAGGAACGAGACCAGCAACCCACUUGAGGUGAAAGAUGAUCUUGGGUUGCUCCAUCCAUCCUUCAAGGCCAUGAAGACUACUACGUGAUAAUUAUAGUAAAAUCCACUUAUUUUGUUGGUUCGUUCUAGAUCCUCUUGGAUCAAAAUCUUAUAAGUUCUUUUUGUAGACUCAGGGUGAAAACAAAGUUUGGGUUGGUAUCACGGGAUGGAUAUCUAUGUUGUACUGUGAGAUUUUAGAGCAUGAUGUUAUGUUUAUUGUUGGCAUAAUCGAUGUCUCACACUUCUAGAAAUUGAGUUAGUGAAGGGAAUUCUUCAGUUAAUUGGUCACUACUCUCUAGUCUCUAUAUAAUUUAUCUGUAGAAUUCCUAC